Molecule: messenger RNA, 1301 nt
Organism: Trachemys scripta elegans
Lineage: Eukaryota; Metazoa; Chordata; Testudines; Emydidae
Gene: DHRSX
Product: dehydrogenase/reductase X-linked
Exons: 7
Coding region: 32-1036 (334 amino acids)
Source: RefSeq, a predicted model, not a curated record
UUCUCCCCGCGCCGAGGGGCGGGAGGCAGCCAUGUCGCUAUUGUCUCGGGCGCUGCCCGCGCUGCGGCUCUAUUGCAUCGGCCUCGCCGUCGCCCUGCACCAGCUGCUGCGCCGCCUCCGCCCCGGCGGGCCCCCCGCGCCAGUUUUCCCUACACAAAAUGGAAAUGUUGCUAUAGUGACUGGAGGUGCUAAAGGAAUUGGUUAUCAUACUGUGAAGCAUUUGGCAAGACUUGGCAUGCACGUUAUAAUAGCUGGAAACAAUGAACGUGAAGGCCAAGAAGCAGUGAGGAAAAUAAAAGAAGAAACUGUGAAUGAAAAAGUGGAGUUUUUACACUGUGAUUUGGCUUCAAUGAAGUCCAUACGGCAAUUUGUGCAACAGUUUAGAGCAAAGAAUUGUCCACUCCACGUCUUGGUGAAUAAUGCGGGGGUGAUGCUGGUCCCUGAAAGGAAAACAGAGGAUGGAUUUGAGGAGCACUUUGGCUUGAACUACUUGGGACAUUUCCUGUUGACUAACCUUCUCUUGGAAACAUUGAAGCAAUCAGGAACUCGCAGUCGCAAUGCUAGAAUCAUCACUGUCUCAUCAGCCACCCAUUAUGUAGGGAGAUUGCACCUUAAUGAUUUACAAAGCAGAUGUUCUUAUUCACCCCAUGGAGCCUAUGCCCAAAGCAAACUUGCCCUUGUAUUGUUUACCUAUCGACUACAGCAUCUCGUGACAGCAGAUGGGAGCCAUGUGACUGCUAAUGUAGUAGACCCUGGAGUAGUGAACACCGAGCUCUAUAAAAAUGUCUGUUGGGCUACAAAAGUGGUGAAGUGGAUGACAGCCUGGCUAUUUUUCAAGACUCCAGAGGAAGGAGCCUCUACGUCCAUCUAUGCAGCUGUCUCACCAGAGCUGGAAGGAGUUGGUGGCAUCUAUCUUUACAAUGAGCAAAGGACAAAAUCUACUGAUGUAUCGUAUGAUGAAGAGCUGCAGCGAAGGCUCUGGACUGAAAGCUGCAAGAUGACUAGGAUUUCUGAUGUAGGUAACAGAGAUCUCUAAAAGUAGCCACUUCCAACUGGGUGAAUGAAAUGUGUCCAACAAGUAUCCUUACCUGACUCCUUGCAGCAUGAACCAUCAUCCUGGAAUGCACUGUUCAAUUCCAAAGGCAAAUGUGAACAGUGCUGCUUUUCACUUGAACCCAUAGUCUGCUAGGGAGUCAAGGGGAAAUAUUCCCACAGAAAUGUGUAUAGGGUGGUUUUAAAUUUAACCAUCAGUUUUGUAAUCAUGAUGUUUUGGUCUGUGAUUAAAAAAAUCGUUAACCUUG